CAAUCGCAAGGCGUAUUGCUGAAAAGUGCGACGUAAGGACGGUGGACGUCUGCAGGACCCAGGAAUGCUGAAGCCAUGGAUCACUGAUAUAUGCUUUGCAACAUGUUUUCAAUGCUUUUUCCAGGAAGCCCUGCAGCUACCCUAAAAAUUGAAUGUGUUGUAGAACAGACCUAUGGCCAGGCCAUAUGACAGCACUCACUCUUGCUGGGGCUCCUGCUGUGUGUCAACUGCAGCACCAUCAGGCACGUGUCGCCUUCUAACAGCUGGAAGAAGUCCUUACUCUCCAUGGAGGUGCCAUUCCCUUUAGCACCAGUGGCCAAUGGUGACAGAGUCUACAUAGAACUAUGCUUCGUGGUAUUCUGGGAAAAACCUUUCGACUUGUUGGCUAUACUAUCCAGUAUGGCUGUAUAGCUCAUUGUGCUUUUGAAUACGUUGGUGGUGUUGUCAUGUGUUCUGGACCAUCAAUGGAGCCUACAAUUCAAAAUUCAGAUAUUGUCUUUGCAGAAAAUCUUAGUCGACAUUUUCAUGGUAUCCAAAGAGGUGACAUUGUGAUUGCAAAAAGCCCGAGUGAUCCAAGGUCAAAUAUUUGUAAAAGAGUGAUUGCUUUGGAAGGAGACAAAAUGCUCACCAAAAGUCCAUCAGAGUUCUUUAAAAGCCAUAGUUAUGUUCCAACAGGGCACGUUUGGUUAGAAGGUGAUAAUCUACAGAAUUCUACAGAUUCCAGGUACUAUGGGCCUAUUCCAUAUGGACUAAUAAGAGGACGAAUCUUCUUUAAGAUUUGGCCUCUGAGUGAUUUUGGAUUCCUACGUGAUAGCCCUAAUGGCCACAGAUCUUCUGAUGAUUAACGUGCAUUUAGCCUUUUCACUUGAUGACUGUCUUCUGUUCAAGUGAAUUUAUUAUUCACUGAAACCAUGUAUUCACUAAUAAACUGUUUGCUGCUGA
Messenger RNA from Artibeus jamaicensis (Jamaican fruit-eating bat), 942 nucleotides. RefSeq names its product inner mitochondrial membrane peptidase subunit 1 (gene IMMP1L). Lineage: Eukaryota; Metazoa; Chordata; Mammalia; Chiroptera; Phyllostomidae. The coding region runs from base 345 to 845 and encodes 166 amino acids. Gene Ontology annotation, cellular component: mitochondrial inner membrane peptidase complex; membrane. The record is from RefSeq and is a predicted model, not a curated record. The transcript has 8 exons. Gene Ontology annotation, molecular function: serine-type endopeptidase activity.